GCGCGUUAGCGCUGCGCGUCGGACACUUCCACAACUAAAACAAGAAGCGCUACUAGGCGUGCUCAAAGUACGCCAACUCAACCUUAUUCAAUAAGAAUGCUUUUGUAAAAGUCAAACUAACGCCAAUAAUGCGAGCGGCUUUACUAAACAGACAGCAGUUUUAAGAGUAUAUUUUGCGAGGUACGUAACUCGACAUUUGUUGCAUCUUUAUUAGCAGCAGAGCCUGCUCAGUUAGCGUUGGCUCAGUUAGCCUGCUAAGCUAAAGCCCUAUAAACUGAGGUGCUAACGGUGACAGCUGGAACAUUUUUUGAUGGCUACUACUGAGAUGGAAUCUGGUUCUUCAGAAAGCAGAUCAGACCAAGUGACGUUUGAGCCUGAUUCAAAAUACCCAUUUAAAGUUCUUUACUGUGGAGUGUGCUCUCUGCCUACUGAGUACUGUGAGUACAUGCCUGAGCCAGCCAAAUGUAGGCAAUGGCUUGAGAAGAACUUUCCAGAUGUAUUUGCCAGGAUGACUGUAGGUGGCCCGGCAGCGAAUGCACCCAAGCAGGAACCCGGCAUUGGAGAUGCUCCCCCUGCAGGCGAGGAGGAGGAGAAAAAGAAACAGAAGAGAGGUGGGAGAGGCCAGAUCAAACAGAAAAAGAAGACUGUGCCUCAGAAAGUUUCGAUAGCAAAAAUCCCAAGAGCCAAGAAAAAAUACGUCACACGUGUGUGUGGCCUGGCAACAUUUGACAUUGACCUUAAAGAGGCUCAGCGAUUCUUUGCCCAGAAAUUCUCUUGUGGUGCCUCAGUUACAGCAGAGGAUGAAAUAAUAAUUCAGGGAGAUUUUACAGAUGACAUAAUCGACGUCAUACAAGAGAAGUGGCCUGAGGUGGAUGAUGACAGCAUUGAUGAUCUGGGUGAAGUGAAGAAGUGAAGACCAAAUAUGCACUUUUACUGAAAUGGAUGUGACCUAUAACAACGACAACCUGGCCAAAUGUACACAUUAAGUCAUUUUAUACCUAUUUUAUUUACUGUUCAUAACAAAGCUGCGGACUUGGCCACUCACUUGGCAUUUUUUUAGUUAAUAGCUGCUUUCUCUCGUUUGCCAAAGGUGUGGUAUGACGUGAAUCCCUCCCAAAAUGUUCUUCACUCAAGCAAACUGUAGGCUAAUAAAUUUCAGUCUCCAUCGCCUGUA
Messenger RNA from Siniperca chuatsi (mandarin fish), 1174 nucleotides. RefSeq names its product density-regulated protein (gene denr). Bases 311 to 913 code for a protein of 200 amino acids. The record is from RefSeq and is a predicted model, not a curated record. Gene Ontology annotation, molecular function: mRNA binding; translation initiation factor activity. Gene Ontology annotation, biological process: translation reinitiation; formation of translation preinitiation complex. Lineage: Eukaryota; Metazoa; Chordata; Actinopteri; Centrarchiformes; Sinipercidae. The transcript is spliced from 8 exons.